This is a messenger RNA of Myotis myotis, 1627 nucleotides long. RefSeq names its product polyadenylate-binding protein 2-like. Lineage: Eukaryota; Metazoa; Chordata; Mammalia; Chiroptera; Vespertilionidae. The transcript has a single exon. The record is from RefSeq and is a predicted model, not a curated record. Gene Ontology annotation, molecular function: RNA binding. Bases 151 to 1053 code for a protein of 300 amino acids.
GCUAGAACCUGGCUAGAGAACCUGGCUAGGCUGCUGAUCAACUGAACGCUGUCUCCGUGUCAUUCCUUCUUUGCCGACUCCGUCCACACCUUUGGGAACCCCUGACCUGCUGGGGUUGGACCCAAACAUCUGGCACCAGUCUGAGCGGCGAUGGCGGCAGCGGCAGCGGCAGCGGCAGCGGCAGCGGCAGCGGCAGCGGCAGUGGCAGUGGGGGCUGCGGGCGAUCGGGGCUCCGGGCUGGGGCGGCGGCGCCAUCUUGUGCCCGAGGCCGGUGGGGAGGCCGGGGAGGGGGCCCCGGGGGGCGCAGGGGACUAUGGGAAUGGCCUGGAGUCUGAGGAACUGGAGCCUGAGGAGCUGCUGCUGGAGCCCGAGCCGGAGCCCAAGACUGAAGAGGAGCUGUCCUGGCCCCGUGCCCCACUGGGCACCCCAGUGGGCCGCCAGGAGGAGGAGGGGGACCCAGGGCACGGCGCCAUUGAAGACCCAGAGCUGGAAGAGAUUAAAGCUCGAGUCAGGGAGAUGGAGGAAGAAGCUGAGAAGCUAAAAGAGCUACAGAACGAGGUAGAGAAGCAGAUGAAUAUGAGUCCACCUCCAGGCCAUGCUGGCCGAGUGAGCAUGUCUAUCAAAGAGAAGAUGGAGGCUGAUGCCCGUUCCAUCUAUGUUGGCAAUGUGGACUAUGGUGCAACAGCAGAAGAGCUGGAAGCACACUUUCAUGGCUGUGGUUCAGUCAACCGUGUUACCAUACUCUGUGACAAAUUUAGUGGCCUUCCCAAAGGGUUUGCAUAUAUAGAGUUCUCAGACAAAGAGUCAGUGAGGACUUCCCUGGCCUUAGAUGAAUCCCUAUUUAGAGGAAGACAAAUCAAGGUAAUCCCAAAACGAACCAACAGACCAGGGAUCAGCACAACAGACCGGGGUUUCCCACGAGUCCGAUACCAUGCCCCGACCAGCAACUACAACAGUUCCCGAGCUCGAUUCUACAGUGGUUUUAACAGCAGGCCCCGGGGUCGUGUCUACAGGGGCCGGGCUAGAGCGACUUCAUGGUAUUCCCCUUACUAAAAAAAAGUGUGUAUUCUGUUCACAUCUCUUUUAUCUGGACAAUAGAAAUACAACACAAUAGCAGCUGCUAUGCAUCUCUUUAAUUUCCUGUUCAGUGAUAGCAUAUUGAUAGUUAGAAAUCAACCAUGAUGGCAAUAUUUACACCAUGGAAAUUGGCAAAUGCUACAAACCAGCCCUCUUCCCCUUUUUCCAAAGUACCACUAACUAAACAUUUACUGGCCUACAACUGUAUACAACUGAAUUAAAAUUAUAUAUUAUUUAAAAGUUCUAUGUUGUUAUAAUCCUACAGAAGUGUAUUUGGGUCUUGCUUUUUAAAUAUAUUUUCAUUACAGGUAUCUCGUUGUUAUUGAGCAUUUUAACUUCCAUGGCUUUGUGUAUCAUUGCCAAUGUCUUGGCCAUUGGUAUAUGGCGGUUUGCCUGUUAUUACUUUGGCUUAUUUUUCUGUAGGGUUGACUGACUUUAAAAAGAAAAAGGUGGAGGAGAGGAGGGUGAGAAAAAAUUUGGAGGUAUAGUAGUAAUAACCUUUUUAAAAAUAUAUAUAUAUAUAUUAUUGAUUUUUUUACAGAGAGGAAGG